CAGCAUAAAUGUAACUUAAAUAACCAUUAAAAUUUGAACUAAUAUACUGUAGCGGGCAGACGUCGUUGACGAGUCUCUCAUAUACUUAUCCUACCUAUAUAUAUAUAUAGGUUUUAAAAGUUCUCGGCCUAAUCGAGAUUUGAGGGUAGUAUAUAAAUAAAUGUAUACUCAUUAAAUAGUGAUUCUUUAUUUAAUUGUUGUCAAGUGCCAUUAUGACAAGUUGCGUAAUUAUUUUUCAACGAUUUUUUGUUCAAGCCAAUCUGUUUUUCUGAAAAUGGAAAAAGUCAGUAAUAGGUGUAAUCAGAUGGUAAGUGCAGCUAAAUGCCGAUAUUUCCAUAACUGUAUUAAUAACUAUUCUACAGCCGAAGUGUGGAAAUAUCUGGACCUUUUGGUCUUUGCAGGCUAGCUACAUUGGAUUGUAGUUCUUCUUCUUCACUCGAUGAAAUCAACCAACAUUUCGCUUCGCUUUGGAAGAGGGCUUUUAUAAAGCCUCUCGCAAAAGUUCCUACUCCCAUUCUUCCCAAUCAUUUUUGCCCAUUCUAAAAUUCUAAAAUUUUGGAAUCCUGUGUUUACAAGCAAAUUUUUAUUUUGAAACAUAACCUACUGAGUAUAUUUAAGUCUGGGUUUUGCCCUGGUCAUAGUACCACUACUGCUUUAAUUAAUGUUACUGAUAAUAUUAGACAAGGUAUGGAAGAAAGAAGAUAACAGUACUGGUACUAGCUGAUUUGAAUUUUGAUCCUACUGCUUUUGAAUGGUUUGCAUCUUAUCUUCGCGGUCGACAGCAGUCAGUCUGUGUGGGGCAAAUGACCUCAGUUUGGGCUGAUGCUGGUGUGCCGCAAGGCGGUAUUCUUUCUCCUAUAAUUUUUUCAAUUUUUAUAAACUUUAUUACCUCUAUCCUUGACUGCUCGUACCAUUUGAACGGCGAUAACCUUCAGCUUUAUGUGCAAGCUGAAAUUGGGGAUAUCCAUAAUGGGAUCAAAAACUUAACGACCACUUAUUAGUUGUAAAAGAUUGGUCAACUCAUUAUGGAGUUUGUGUCAAUAUUUUGCAAUGCCAAGCUAUACUGGUGGGUAUCUCAAGGAUGCUGGCUAAAAUUAAUCUUGCAGAUGUACCUCCUAUUUAUUAUGAUGGUAUUAUAAUUCCGUUCAGUAAUUCUGUUAAAAAUUUUGAUCUACAUAUCGAUAAAACCCAGGUUUCAGUAGUGACUCGUAAAAUCAUUGCCAAGUUAUGCUCUCUGUGUCGUUUAAAACAUUUUAUUCCCACAAACUCUAAGAUCAUGCUUGUCCAAUCGCUCAUAUUAGCCAUAAUUGAUUAUGCAGAUGUACACACAUACCCAGAUCUGUCCCAAGAUCUUCUGAAUAAGCUGGAACGCCUUCUCAAUAAAUGUAUAAGAUUUAUUUUCGAGCUUCGUAAGUAUGACCAUUUUUCUAUAAUUAAUAGAAUCAGGCGUUAGUUUGCGGAAAUCCAUUAUAUAUAAGCUUUUACAAAAAUUUACUUCGCAAAUAUCCGCGUUAUAAAAUAAAAUGAUGUGUCUUACCUAGUAUGAAGAAGCACCUACCGCCCUCCCUCAAUUGCGUGCACUAUCCCCGUCACCACUAAUCCCAGCACCACUACUCCCAACACCACUACACUAGGCAAGACACACCACUGACGAUAAUACGACACGUGUUUCGCCUCUACACGAGGCAUCCUCAGGUGAUAUAGACUCUACGGUGGCAUUAAGCCCGCGCUUUGUAUUUUUUUGUUUUAAGGAAUGCAAUAAAGAAGAAAUAAAAAAAUUACAGAGUAUUUUCCAGUUUCACCAUUCUUAAAUGUUUAAUUAUACAAUAUUUAACAAUCACAACAAUCACAAUAUACAAUAUUUAAAAUCUACAUUACAAUUUUACUAACAAAUUAAUACAAUUAAAUAAAUUAAUCAUUAUUACUUAUUUUUAACUACAACUUGUCACUUUUCCAUUAUAAUUAAUAGUUUUCCACAUAACAACCUUUGUUUUAUUAUCUUACAACAGCAAUUUAAAUUACUAUAACAUUAAUUUUCACAAUAUAAUUUCUCAUAAUAAACAAUUAAAAUGACCGAUCACGAGACUCGAAUCGCUUGAAUGGUAGUAACGUACACGAGUUGACAGACUGUUCUUGCACAACCCUUAAUAUGAAACUAUAUGUUAUCACUUACGACGUUCCGUACGCCUACCAUACGUACGUUACACAUGAAUUAAAAUUAUAUAAAAUUUUGCAUUUAACUCGUAUUGUGUAGCUCGUUAACUAUGUAAUGUUACUUGAAUCUUAGUUAGUUUAAAGCUUAUAUCAAUAAAUAAUCGUAUGAUAGAAUAAAAGGCGUUCUAUUUCAUAGAACCUGACUGAUAAUUUUAGUAAACAUUAUACCGCAUCGCAAACACUGUUUUAUAUUUCAGAAAAUAGUUCCGCUGGGUUUCUUGCUAGUCCUUCACGGGACAGAGGUUUUUUUCUGAACCUGUAGUAAAUUAAACAAAACAGUGAAUUUUAAAAAGUAUUAUUUACAAUAACAUAACAUAUAUAAACACUCACGCCUGUCACCCAGAGGAGUAGGCAGAGAUUAUGGACUUCCAUUUGGCACGAUCCUGACACACCUCUCUCGCUUCCUCCACAUCCAUAUACCUACGCAUACACGCUCGUCGGUUAAAGGUACUCUUGAUUUGGCCCAUUUUUAAUAUAUCGCCAAUUUGGUCGAUAAACUUUCGCCUAGGGCGACCCUUCCCGACUAUGCCGUUCACCUCUGCAACAUAAAUUUGCUUUGUUACUCUUUCCUCAUUCAUUCUUUCUACAUGGCCAAACCACCGAAGCAUUCCUUUCUUAAUCCUGGUCACAACAUCAUCUUGCAAACCACACUGUUCUCUUAUUAAACAAUUUCUCACUCUGUCAUUCAGCUUCAUCCCUAACAUACUCCUUAAUGACCGCAUUUCUACAGCAUUUAUUCUACUCUCAUGCUUCUUCUGCCACACCCAACUUUCACUACCAUACAUUAAAGUAGGUACUAAUACAGCAUUGUGAAUUGCCAUACGUGCCUUUUUGGACACAUUCUGACUUUUCACAAUAGAGUGUAGAGCCCCAUUCACUCUAUUUCCUGCAUUCACUCGUCGUUCUAUAUCCUUAUCAUAUCUACCAUCCCUGCUAAACACACAUCCCAAAUAUACAAACUCAUCUACUUGCUCUACCAACUCCCCUUCUAUUCUUAUUUCACAUAUCGUUUUACUUUCUUCUCUUUCAAAAACCAUAACUUUCGUCUUACUUGCGUUCACUUUCAUAUUAUUUACAAUCUAUAUUGAAUAAAUAAACUUCUAUUUCUGUUUCUAUUCUGACCUUGUCUGACACACUGGAGUGUAUUUAGAUUCAGACAACGUAUUUAUUACUAAACGCAAUGCAUAUUAUGUAUUUUGAAUGUUACUCAAAACUAAAAAAAUUGUAUUGUAUAUUUUAAAGUGUUAAGGUGUAUAUUUUUUCAUAAUAUCUUAACACAAGAAAAACAUUUAUUUAUUUUCAGUAUGGCGAAGUUCUCACAACUCCACCACAGUUUCCCAUGAUGGAAAAUGGGACAUUAACAAAUGACAAAACCAGUGCAAGCAUUUCUAGAACUGAUGAAGCUUUGAAUGUAGUCCCUGAUAUAAUUUUCAGUGAUAUACCGCAACAUAGGAAAAUAAUGGAGUUGUUGCUACAAGAUAUUCAACGAGGUAAUCAUCUAUUGCUAGUCGAGAACCGGGGAUUGGAAAAUAAAAAAAUCGCAGACAGACUAUUACAACAUUUGAAUCGACCUACGGAAUACACACAGUUGCACCGCUAUACAACGGUACAUUCUUUGACAAUACACCCAACUGCGAAAAAUGGAACGGUCAUUUACGAAGAUUCACCACUUGUCAAAGCCGUUAAAUAUGGCUAUCUGUUAGUUGUAGAUGAAGCGGACAAAGCGCCAACAACAGUAACAAGCAUCCUAAAUACUUUAAUAGAAAAUGGAGAGAUGGUACUGAGUGAUGGUAGAAGGAUGAUUUCCAGGAAAAAAAUUAAUAGUUCUGGAGGCAAACCAUCCGGUAUUAUUCCUGUGCACGAUGAUUUUAGAAUGAUAAUCAUGACUAGUCAAACUGGAUUUCCGUUCUUGGACCAAGACUUCUCUACUCCUUCAGGUCUCGAGGACAGAGGCGUGCACAACGCCAGUUCACGUUCGCGCCGCCGCCGACAAGUUUCUUCAUCAACAAGUCAUGAGAUAGGCAUCACCGUCAAAGCAGUCGGUUCUAACCCAGCGAUCACCACUGUUGUAAUGGGUGCCGAUGGCACGGGACCACAUACUGCUACAGCAAUAGCCUCAGGUACAGCAGUUGCUACUGCAACUGCUGUGACCUAUGGUACAGGAACCUCAACUGCUACAGCAAUUGCUAACGUCUCAGCAAUUGCCACCGCCACAGCACACUCAUACAACACAGCAGUCGCUACUGCCACAGCUAGUGCUCAAGACUCAUCAUCGGCCGAAGCUACAGCGCACGCACACGACAAAGCAGUCGCCACCGCCACAGCAAAUGCUUCUGAUUCAAAAGUCGUCAUGGCCAAGGCCAUCGCCAAAGGCGACCAAGUCAUCACUGACACACAAACUGGGCUCUCGACUUAGAUUUAUAAGAAAUUUUCAACAUCUUAUAAAAUAUAAUAAAUUUAAAUGUAUUAAAGGCAGCGGUUUAAGAAGGCAGUUGUAUAUUAUUGCACUUUCUUUACUUUGCACUUCAGUAAGAAAAUGCUCGUUUAUUAGCAAGUUUCGAGAUAGAAACUGCGCAGUAAAAUUGAAAUAAAAUAAGUAUUAAAAAUAUUCAAAUGAGUUACCAUAUAAAUAAUCGCGAUUAAUAUCGAUUGAGCAGUAGAAUGGCUGAGUGAGAAGUUACAUGUGCGUAGUUGCCGAGUUGGCAUUAGUUGUAGUAUUCGAUACGAAAGCUCAUGAAAAGUAGUUCCAAAUAAUGUAUUAAUAACAUUAAAUUCAAGGUAUUGGGGUGUCUCCUGGGCAAAAGAACCUACAACCACACUUAACCUAAAUGUUUCAUGGUGAACACAAUAUAAGGCUUUGGAUAGGUCACAGAAUAUACCCAAAGCAUCCUGUGAAUUCUCCCAUGCAUUGAAAAUAUUAUAUUUAAUCAGCUCAACACUAGCAUCAGUUGUCGAGCAACCCCUUGUGAAACCGAAUUGAUUUUAUGAAGUAAAUUAUUUACAUUAAAAAAAUAAACAUU
Molecule: messenger RNA, 5234 nt
Organism: Parnassius mnemosyne (clouded apollo)
Lineage: Eukaryota; Metazoa; Arthropoda; Insecta; Lepidoptera; Papilionidae
Source: the annotation of a GenBank genome assembly